UCAUGUCCAUGGAGUGACCUCAAUGACAUUUCUUCUCCAAAUACUCUAGCUCUUUCCUUUACUGAUUUUUUUCCUCUUAAUUUAGAAAGGAGGAAAUAAGGUAUAUAUUUGUUGGUCAGAUGAUUUUAAUAAGGUUAAGAAAAAACUGGCUUCCUUCAACAUGCCAUGCAUUUUCAUGCCUCUGUGCCCAUGCUUCUGCUGCUCUCACCACUAGAAAUGCUGUUCUCCCUCUACCUGCCUGGUGAAUUCAACCCCUAAACCUCAAAUUAGAGGCCAGCCCUUCUUUGCGUCUUCCCUCCCUGAUGCCACCUUUCCUUCUAGGCUGCCACCAUCCUUCAAAGUUAACUUGGUUAUUGUGCUUCACACACUGAACUGCCUUUGUGUGUUGAGGUCUCUUUACCCUAACAGGGUGAAAGUUUCUCUUGAGGAUCUUUGAUCCCCAAGGGCUUAGCUCAUAAAAGGCACUCUAAUAAAUAUUUGUUGAGUGAAAACAUCUCCUUCUCACCAUAUUUGACAAUUUCUAAUUUCUCAUAAAUUUUCAUCAAGUUAUAGCAGCAUAGUAAAAGUCCUUAUGGAUUGAGUCCUUGAUUAGUUCUGGGAGAUUACUGAGCACCCCGCCUAUACUUCAGGGACAAUAGGAGUAAUGGGAGUAAGUGCUAACCCAGCAGCAGGGAGGAAGAAUCAAGGAGUCAUUUGGAAUCCAUAGAGUCACAUUUCUUUCCUUCUUUCUUUCUUUAUCUUUCUUUCUUUCUUUCUUUUUCUUUCUCUUUCUUUUUCUUUCUUUUCUUUCUUUCUUUCUUUUUCCUUCCUUCCUUCCUUCCUUUUUUUUUUUUUUUGACAGAAUCUUGCUCUGUCACCCAGGCUAGAAUGCAGUGGCACAAUUUUGGCUCACCACAGCCUCUGCCUCCCAGGUUCAAGAGAUUCUCGUGCCUCAGCCUCCCCAGUAGCUGAGACUACAGGCACCCACCACCACGCCCAGCUAAUUUUUAUACUUUUAGUAGAGACAGGGUUUCCACCAUGUUGGCCAGGCUGGUCUCAAACUCCUGACCUCAGGUGAUCCACCCGCCUCGGCCUCCCAAAGUGCUGCGAUUACAGGCGUAAGCCACUGUGCCCAACUAGCAUUUCUUAGCCUAAUGUUUGCAUACUCCAGCUUUACCUCUUGGCAGCCCAAAGUAGAUUCCUAGGUUCAACCAGAAGUUCCUUGAAAAUUGUCAGACUUCAUAGAAGUGUGGAGUUGGGAGUCAUGGAUCUAGUACUGUACUUCCACUUACUGGCAAACCCCUUGGGACAGAGUAUUAAGUUUGACAGACUUGGGUUCAAAUCCUAGCUCUGCCACUUAGACCAUCUGUGGGAGCUUGUUACCUCUCUGAGCCUCAGUUUCUUCCAGAUCUAGAAAGAGAAUAAUAUUUAUUUUGAAGGAUUGUUGUCACAACUAACUUAUAAGUGUAUAAAAUGCCUAAUAUAGGUUUGGUACUUCAUGGGUGUUUAAUAGGUGGGAAUUAUAAUUUGGAAACACUGGAGUGGGUGGGAUGAUGAUCUGGGCAAUGUAUUAUUAUUUGUUUACUAUUAGCAGAUCCACAUAUAUGCAGGGGAAAGCCAGCUUAGAAUUCAAAAAGCCACUUUACAUAGCUACUUUUGUUAAAUGGAUGUCAAAUACAUAAUGAUAUUUGCAGUGUGACUUAAUAAAGGCCUUCAGGGGGUUUUCCAGCUUUCACUGUUAGGAUUUUUUCUGAUAAUAGUCCCAUACUUUCCUACUCUGAUGUGUCCUCACUCAGGAGCACUGUCUGGCUCUCCCCAUAGGGAGCUCGGGACAGUUUCCUGCCUGAGGUGUUCAGGUGAAUUCUGUGCUCACUUUUCUUUUCUCUCUCUUUGUCUGUCUCUCUCACCCUGAGGUCUUAUCUUGUCCUCUGGGAGGUAUGUUAAGUGCUCUGCCAGGCUGCCUGUGCCUGGCCUGUUUUUUCUCACUGCCAGUACCUCUUGGAUUCCAAUUCCAAACAUGGUAUCCAUCUGGGGUCACCCUUUCUUCCGGUGCCAAGAGAGAACACAUUCCAAAUGGAACACAAGUGUGCCUCCCAUGCUGGCUCUCCUCAUUCUGCUUGGGAAAAACCGAGAGCAGGAUGUGGCCGCGUCAUCCCACACUGCUGGACUUUUCGGUCCUGUAGUGCUACUUUCCCUUGGGACUAUUUAGGUUUUUCUGCUAAGAAACAAAUUUGAAGACUGUCCCAAGAAACAUGGAACCAAGGAAGCUUGCCAGAGCUCUGCAGGGAGAGCCAGAGCCUUGCUGAGACAGCGGGGGUGGUGGAGAGGUGGGGGAGUGGGGGAGAGGGGGAGAGAGAGAGAGAGAAAGAGAAAGAGAGAGGUUUUUAAAUUCUCCAUGAAGUGUACUAUGUUCCAUCAUUCCUUCCCAAAGCCACUAGAAGCAUUCCUUCUAGGAAAGGUGGAGUCGGUGGUGAGAAGCCGGAGGUGAGAAGACCCCUGAGCGGACGGAUUCAUUCAUUUUCUGAAUUUCCUAUGUGAGGACAGUAUUAGAGCUCAGUGAGGCUUUGAGAGGCCCCAAAGAUGAGCGCCAACAGCAGCAGAGUGGGCCAGCUUCUCUUGCAGGGUUCAGCGUGCAUUAGCUGGAAGCAGGAUGUGGAAGGGGCUGUCUACCACCUAGCCAACUGCCUCUUACUCCUGGGCUUCAUGGGGGGCAGUGGGGUGUAUGGAUGCUUCUAUCUUUUUGGCUUCCUGAGUGCAGGUUACCUGUGCUGCGUGCUGUGGGGCUGGUUCAGUGCCUGUGGCCUGGACAUUGUUCUUUGGAGCUUCCUGCUGGCUGUGGUCUGCCUGCUCCAGCUGGCACACCUGGUAUACUGCCUGCGUGAGGACACCCUCUCUGAGGAGUUUGACCUCCUCUACAAGACGCUGUGCCUGCCCUUGCAGGUGCCCCUACAGACAUACAAGGAGAUUGUUCACUGCUGCGAGGAGCAGGUCUUAACUCUGGCCACUGAACAGACCUAUGCUGUGGAGGGUGAGACACCCAUCAACCGCCUGUCCCUGCUGCUCUCUGGCCGGGUUCGUGUGAGCCAGGAUGGGCAGUUUCUGCACUACAUCUUUCCAUACCAGUUCAUGGACUCUCCUGAGUGGGAAUCACUACAGCCUUCUGAGGAGGGGGUGUUCCAGGUCACUCUGACUGCUGAGACCUCAUGUAGCUACAUAUCCUGGCCCCGGAAAAGCCUCCAUCUUCUUCUGACCAAAGAGCGAUACAUCUCCUGCCUCUUCUCGGCUCUGCUGGGUUAUGACAUCUCGGAGAAGCUCUACACUCUCAAUGAAAAGCUCUUUGCUAAGUUUGGGCUGCGCUUUGACAUCCGCCUUCCCAGCCUUUACCAUGUCCUGGGUCCCACUGCUGCAGAUGCUGGACCAGAGUCCGAGAAGGGUGAUGAGGAAGUCUGUGAGCCAGCUGUGUCCCCUCCUCAGGCCACACCCACCUCUCUCCAGCAAACACCCCCUUGUUCUACCCCUCCAGCUGCCACCAACUUUCCUGCACCUCCUACCCGGGCCAGGUUGUCCAGGCCAGACAGCGGCAUCCUGGCUUCUAGAAUUCCUCUCCAGAGCUACUCUCAAGUUACAUCCAGGGGACAGGCCCCUUUGGCUCCAACCCACACGCCUGAACUUUAAGGAUCAUUGGACUAUCUUCUCUGUGGCCAGCGCAGCUCUCUUCUAUGUUCACAGAAUGGCCACUGAUAGGCACGCCUCUUUUCCCACCCACUGGAAGGCUCACAGACAAGGUGAGAGAGGACACAGAAGGUGCCAACACUGUCGCUACAGUAAGGACCUGGAGUGACUUUGAGAAAUUCACCCUCACAAGCCUUCCUUCAGGAGCAGGCAUUGGUAGUGCAGAGGCACAGAUUCCAUCCUUUACCAGCUGCAGAAUCUUGGUCAAGUUACAUAGCCUCUGUGAGCCUCAUCGGUAAACAGUGGGGGUUAUGAAACCCACCUCACAGGGUUGUUGUGAGGAUCCAAUGAGUUGAUUUAGGUAAGCACCUAGCACAUGCCGUGGCACCAAGUAAGCACUCAAUAAAUCACUCAACUCCUUU
Molecule: messenger RNA, 4073 nt
Organism: Pongo pygmaeus (Bornean orangutan)
Lineage: Eukaryota; Metazoa; Chordata; Mammalia; Primates; Hominidae
Gene: POPDC2
Product: popeye domain cAMP effector 2
Exons: 4
Coding region: 2560-3654 (364 amino acids)
Biological process (GO): striated muscle cell differentiation; heart development; skeletal muscle tissue development
Cellular component (GO): sarcolemma
Molecular function (GO): cAMP binding
Source: RefSeq, a predicted model, not a curated record